GGGGGGCUACAAUAACAACAGCGAAGGAUUAGGCAUCGACCGAGCAAUCAGGAAGUCCAUUUAGGACAAAGCAGCGUUAAAAAUCCUCCCAGAUUUCAGGCGUGAUCGUCAGAGCUGAGCUGCCAGUCUGAUUGGACAGCUGCUCAAGAUCUGUGGAGGGGAGAAAAAAAACAUAGAAGAACACACAAAGGAGGGAUGAAAUGAAAGCAGGUGAAAAAUGAAAAACAGCUCCUGUGUGAUCUCUCCCCUCUGCUGCUGUGAUAAUUCAGCAAUGAGAGGAGGUAAGCUGGCUGGAGUGAUGCCUCAGGCACAGGAAUAGAAAGAGAGAGAGAGCAGAGAGAGGAUAUGAAGAGCAUGCGUCAGCACUAAGGCAGGGCGAACAAGAGAGAGCGAGAGAGAGAGAGAGAGAGUGUGUGUGACAGCAGAGAUGAGCGAGGUGGAGGGCGAGGUGGAGCGAGAGAGAGAGAGAUCGGGGGUAGGGGUGAGCACCGUGGCGUGAGAGGGGACGACAGAAAUAGAGCCUGCCGGAUUUGUCACCUCCAGUGCCACACCUUGGCUGCUUCAUCCCGCCGCUCCAACCUGACUGCAGUAGCUCCCACACAGGGGGUUCCCUCAUCCGGGAGGACAAUAACAACCGACAGCACAGACCUUGCAGCGGGCUGACUGACUGACCGACUGACUGACAUAGUGAGUGGGUUUGCUCACUGACUGGAGCUGUGGCUGUCGGAGGACUUUGAGGACACGUAGCCCCGGGCAGGUACGGGUUAGGCCCCACCAUGGGGGAGACGGCAGAGUACCAGAGGCUGCAGGACACGUCAGAGUCUGACUACCAACGGCUGCCCAGCGAUGAUGAAGAGAAACUGGGCAGUAGCAUGCAGUGUGAGGAAGGCACAGAAUGGCUGCUGGAGCUGCUGAUGGAGGUGCAGCUGCAGCAGUACUUCCUGCGGAUCCGAGAUGACCUCAAUGUCACACGGUUGUCACACUUUGACUACGUCAAGAACGAAGACCUAGAGAAGAUCGGCAUGGGUCGACCUGAUAAAGGACAGAGACGACUGUGGGAGGCUGUCAAAAGGAGGAAAGCCAUGUGCAAGCGCAAGUCCUGGAUGAGCAAGGUGUUUAGUGGUAAGCGUCCAGACGGAGGAGACUUCCCCCAGCAGGGCCAGCCGGCUUCCUCUUUUCGUAAGCUGUCUCCUACACCUCCGCUUGGCCUGGGGGAGGGAGUCCUGCCCACACAGCCCGGUGGCGGUGGCGCUCCUCUUGACGAGCAGCAGCAGGCUCUGACCUGCCUCAUCCCGGAGAAGGACCUGACACUGUUCGAGAAGCUGGGGGACGGCUCGUUCGGUGUGGUGAAAAGAGGAGAGUGGCUGACACCUGCAGGAAAGGUGCUGAACGUAGCUGUGAAGUGUCUGAAGACAGAUGUGUUCAGCCAGCCCGACGCUCUGGAGGACUUCAUCUGUGAGGUCAACGCCAUGCACUCCCUGGACCACCAGAACCUCAUUCGCCUCUACGGUGUGGUGCUCACACACCCAAUGAAGAUGGUGACUGAGCUGGCUCCUCUCGGUUCUCUGCUGGAGCGUCUGCGAUGUGUGCGUCCUCAGGGCCCCGUGUUGAUCCACACUCUGUGUCAGUAUGCGGUGCAGGUGGCCUGUGGCAUGGCCUACCUGGAGCAGAGGAGGUUCAUCCACAGGGACCUGGCAGCCAGGAACAUCCUGCUGGCCUCAGCUCACAGAGUGAAGAUCGGUGACUUCGGCCUGAUGAGAGCGCUGCCGAACAACCACGAGCACUACGUCAUGCAGGAGCAUCGAAAGGUCCCCUUUGCGUGGUGCGCCCCAGAGAGCCUGAAAACCAGAACGUUCUCCCACGCUACUGACACGUGGAUGUUUGGAGUGACUCUAUGGGAGAUGUUCACACAUGGCCAGGAGCCUUGGCUGGGCCUUAAUGGGAGCCAGAUCCUGCACAAGAUUGAUAAAGAAGGCGAACGCCUCCCUAAGCCUGAAGACUGUCCGCAAGAUAUCUAUAACGUCAUGCUGCAGUGUUGGGCUCAGAAACCAGAUGACAGACCCACUUUUGUCGCCCUGCGUGAGUUCCUGCUUGAGACCAUGCCCACAGACAUGUGUGCUCUGCAGGACUUUGACGAACCUGACAAACUCCAUAUCCAGAUCAAUGAUGUCAUCACCAUCAUAGAGGGGAGGGCGGAGAACUACUGGUGGCGAGGUCAAAACAAACGGACCCUGAAGGUUGGACAGUUCCCCAGGAACGUGGUGACAUCGGUCGCAGGUUUGUCAGCUCAUGACAUCAGCCGUCCUCUGAAGAACAGCUUCAUCCACACAGGACACGGAGACACCAACCCUCAUCGCUGCUGGGGCUUCCCUGACAGGAUUGACGAUCUGUACCUCGGAAAUCCCAUGGAUCCUCCUGAUGUCCUUAGUGUGGAUCCCAGUGGUGCUCGGCCCACACAGCUACCGGGACGAGCUAGAAAGGAGCCUCCUCCCCGCCCUCCUCAACCAGCAGUGUUAAUCAAGAGUAAGUCUGGUUUCCCUCAGCAGCUCCUCACCCAUUGCUCCUGCCCCCUCUGUUCCCUCCUAGCUCCACUCCUCAGAGAGCCUUGUUAUGACCCUGUAAACAACGAUGAAGAUCUGACCUCGGUGGGACUGAAGAGAUUAUCGCUUCGGAAAACAGGUUCUGUCAAAGGCUUAAAACUGAAACCCGCUGCAUGGGUCUCUGCUUCCAGACAGGGGAGUGGCCGCACUUCAGGCUCAGGCCACAACCCCAACAGUGAAGUGUCCCUCAUUGACUUUGGGGAGGAGUUCCCCCCGCCCACACCUUCCCCCUCCCCGGUGGUUGAAUUGCAGAUUCCUUCACUGGCAAAGCUAGCUUUGGAAGCGGACAACAUCCUGGACCGGACUCCGCCUCAGAGUCCGUGUAGAUCGUUGCCCCGCCCCCUUCACCCUACGCCAGUCGUGGACUGGGACACCCGGCCGUUACCCCCACCCCCGGCCUAUGAUGAUGUAGCCCAAGAUGAAGACGAUAUGGAGGUGAGCUCCAUCAACAGCUCAGAGCAGCAGCAUGAAGAGGAGCAGAGUGAAGUCAGUCACCCAGAUGAGGCUCUCUGUCUGGGACAGAAGGUGGAGGGUGAGGUUCUUGUCUCUAGGGGUACAGACAGAGCAGGUUUCGAGGACAACCUCUUCCUCCUCAGCAAGCAGAGCCAGGGCCUGUCCACCUCUUUCUCCCAGUCAGCUGAGAUCUUCCAAGAGCUCCAGCAAGAGUGCAUGAGGAGGCUCAAUGUGCCGACUGGAAGUGCUGCACGGUCGAGCUCACCGUGCCAGAGCUCGGCCUUGUGUCCCCAGACUCCACAGACCCAGGAGGGACUGCAGCAGACUGUCCUCUCCUCUGAGGACAAACCUCAGAUCCCCCCGCGGGUCCCCAUACCCCCUCGCCCUAUAAAAAAGGGGGACUACACAUCUGCUCGCUGGUCAAGGGAUCUCUCGCUGUCUCCGACGCCAGCUGACACCACAGAGGACAUUUCGGGCCCAGGCCCAGGCCAGGACCGACCACCUCAGAUCCCUCCCAGGGACCCUUUGUCCCAGCCGGGCUCUAGGACUCCCAGCCCCAUGGGCCUGGUGGUGGGCUCCCCCCAGCAGAGAGUCUACUCUGUAAGCCCCUCCACCAUGCAGACUUCCCUUGCCUCCUUCUCUUCCACACACACACACGGCUCCUACCUCUCCACCUCUCCAGGUAAACUCAUGCCCACCACACACAGCUUUGCCUCAGAUCCUAAAUAUGCUGCACCCAAAGUGAUCCAAGCGCAGGGGAAGGACGCCGCCAACAAGGGCCCUUGUAUCCUCCCGAUCGUCCGUGAUGGCCGCAAAGUCAGCAACACCCACUAUUACCUUCUCCCUGAGAGGCCCCCGUACCUCGACCGCUACGACCGCUUCUUCAGGGAGGCGGAGAGCCUGUCUGCCAGCGGUGUGGAGGAAAGACAUUUACGGCAAGCCAACACAGCCACUGUCAGACCCAUGGUGGUCAGCAGCCAGACUCUGCAGGGACACGCCCAGGGACAGGGGCUUGUCCAGCCAGGCGAUCUGAAGGCUAAUUUCUCCUCCAACAACAACAGCAAUCUGGGUGGGCCAAGGUCAGGGAUGAAGACAUCAGUUAGUCUCCCUCGUGUCUGUUCAGACGGGCUGACAAUGCUCACUGCUUCCUGCACCAGGACAGACGGAGGAGGGAACUCAGCUGACAGGGUGAAAAUGGUGCAGGAGGCGGUUCAUGGGGUGACUCUGGAGGAGUGCCAAGCCGCCCUCCAGAACCACAACUGGAAUGUGCAGAAAGCUGUGCAUUAUCUAAAGGUGGAGCAGCUGUUCUGUUUGGGCCUGAGGAGCAGGUCAGAGUGUCUUAAGCUGCUGGAGAUGUGUGACUGGAACCUGGAGGUGGCCAGCACUCAGAUGUUAGAUAACUAUGGAUCCACAACCAGACAGAGACGGUGACAGGAAUCUCAAGCUGCCGAGCUCCGAUUGGAACUUCGUCCUCAGUAAAAAACAUCAUCAGAAGAGGUGAAUCUGCUUCUGACCCGUUAACGCGUCAGACACGCCUCCAAUCAGAGGACCGUUAUUUGACUAUGGAAGGAUCAAGCACAUUUUCUCUGAACUAGCACAAAAUACCAAACUCUAUUACGGCUCCAUUCAUACUUAACAUGGACAAAGGAACUAAGCCUGAGGGCAAAAAGAAAGAUGUUGGGUCACAAAGAUAUGUGAUUGCUGCACUUAUUAAGAAAAUGUAGACCGCCAUCUACCUUUUUUUCCUCUUUUUAAAAGCUGUUCAAAGAAAAAAAAAAUGACACUGUUCUUCAGUUUGAUUUGGUCAGCUGAAUUGUUUCAUCACCGGUAACAGAUCCCCACAGUGUUACAGAUCCGUCGUGCUACAACACUCAGUCAGAUCCACUUACAUGUGUCGUCACUGCCGCAGUUACACAGUAGACCAGCUGCACAAAGAAGGUUUAAAGCAGGGGUACUCAGACGGAUCUUAACGAUAGGCCACAAACCAAAACUAAACACCUAUCGUGUUGUGAUGCAAAAUGUUCCACAGUGUCCACUGUUCGCAGCUUAUUAAAAAUUAUUAUGUAUUAUUAUGGAUUCUAACUGUUUGAAGAGCAUUUUGCCUCACACAAAUAGAUCAGUUAGAUUUUAAACUUUUAAAAAUGUUUCGUUCCUGUCAAACACGUGAUGGGCCAAAUUGAACCUUGUGGUUGGCUAACUUCGACCCCUGGGCCCCGCUUUGCCCUGCUUUAAAGGAUAAGUUCACCUAAAAAUUUAAAUUUGGUCAAAUUUGAAAUCUAUUGGAUGACUCACCCCCAUGCCAAUGGAAAGCUGGGUGACAUUUCAUUGUACACAAAACAGUUCUGGAGCUUCACAGCAAAACACUGUUGCAGCAUUCUUCUAAACAACUGAAGUAGACAGGGACUUUGAGGAUGGGGAUGAUUUAAAACUUAAAAAACAUAAUGUAAAAAAAAUAAAUUAAAUUAAAUGACUCCAUGCAUCUGGCUUGAUCCACAUUUACAAACGCCCAGGGAUCCCUUAUUUAUACCUUAUUUACACCCUUUUACAAGCUGAAUUCUUCACUGAAGUUGCUAAGCUGUGUAAGCAAGCACCCCAUAUAAGGUGAGCGCACAAGCUCUACCUUGUGUCAACCAUGUGAAUAUUGUCUUUCAAAGCAAUUAGGGACCUUGUAUGGAGCCAUUUCAUGGUUUGUAUGUUUUGUCAUUUUACUCCUUAAAACAGGUCCCCAUCUACUUCAGUUGUUUAGGAAAAUCCUGCGAUGCUGUUUUGAGUUAAACAGCUCCAUAUAAUGGGCCAUUCGUUGCCUCAAGCUCAUUGCAUUUUGUCAGAAUAUGCCAAGAACUCAUUUAGUCUAGUAAGUGUACAAAUCUCCUGAAUUGGUGAUGACAGCACCAGCAGCACCUUAAAAAUAAUUGUCUUGAUGACCAAUUGAAAAAAAACAUUGAUCGUCAACAUAGUUUACCUCCACCACGCAUAAGCACAACAAAAUCCAAGCUAAUGUCAAAUUGGCUGUCCAGGCCUCAUUGUGCAGGAAAUAAUUUGGCCUGUUUACAGUUGUGAAGAGGAGUGGGGAUGUGAUGAUGCUGCUGAAAGGUUGUGGUGUCGAGGAAAAAUGUGCCCAGAAAGUGCUGUUGCAAAAGAAAAAAAAAAAUAAAAUGCUCGUCGUCUCAAUAAUUUGUUUAAUACAGAGGGACGCUAGUCAGCACUGAUGCAGUGCUGCGGUCUCUGCUCAGAGUUACUGGUUGAACUGUUCCAGUGUUGACUCCAGUCUGUUCUGUUAAAAGAGGAUCAGAGAAGUCCAGGAUUCACUUCUUUUAAAGACCUGCUAAACUGUCUAAUUUAAACUCAAAGGGUAUAAGUACUAUACUCUUUAUAUUGAGAUGUUUGUGUAUUUGUGAACAAAGUAUUGAUAUAUGAUGUUAAUAUAUUUAGAACACCAUCUCAGAGACAACAGAAGACUGUUAUGUCCAUUACGGGGCCGACAAUUAAUUUAAAUGCGUUGCUCCCUGAGUUAAUCCCCGAUGUGCGACUAUUAGGACACGUGACUCGACAACAAAGGGCCACCCACACAGUGGAAACUUCCUUCAACCCCUAUAGUCUUUCCUUAUUCCUUCCCUCUAAGCACUUUGCCCACACAGAACCCCCGUGCAUCAGCUGAAAACUGCUGCCAGGCUGUUAUUUUUCUGUACGCACCCAGACUACACUGCCAGCUUAUAACAGCAACGUAGUGAAAUUUGCCCCAAGGCGCACAUCCUGUCUCAUAAUCAUCACUUAAAACCACAACUGUGAUAUUUCGGUCAGCAGCUUUGGGGGCAAUAAUUUAAAACUGAGAGGACGUGUCAGCUCUGGGUGAACUCAGUCACUGCUGGAUGGGACGAUACAUCUUGUGACCGGGCACUGACAGAGCGGAGCCCUCAGCGAGGAGUGGUUCAAGACUCGGUUAAUGUAAGAACUUUUGGGCCUGUCCGCCUUUUGUACUCUUGACGCGUGGACUUUACUACAAAAAGGAGGGACACAAAAGGAUUAAAAGUCCCUUUUAAGUGUUCGACAAGAUGUCAAAAACACUUUUGUAUUGUAAACACAGAUGAUCCCUUUGGUGCUUCUCUCUAUAGAGAAAAAAAGAUCCCUCUCUGCCAACUGGUACCCAUUCAUUUAAACUUCAAUAUCAGAGUGUAUGUCCACAUGUAGGCACAGACACCAGCCCCUCCGUAUGUCCACAAACAGCCCAAUGUGGCAGGUCUGGACACAAUCUGUGCAGAAACUUCAAAUGGCCUCUGAAAAAAGCUAAUAUACAACCACAACGAGCCUGCUAUCAGCCCGGCCACAUUAAGAGGCUUAAAAAAAAAUAAAACCUUUGGAAUAUAUUUUUAAAGGACUGAUUUUUGGACGACAGCCUCAGUGAAACUUUUCCCCCGUGUGCAAUAAGGCUGCUGUAGAACCUGUAACCUCCCAUCCUGUCCGUCUGUCAGUGCCAUCCAGU
Molecule: messenger RNA, 7533 nt
Organism: Acanthopagrus latus (yellowfin seabream)
Lineage: Eukaryota; Metazoa; Chordata; Actinopteri; Spariformes; Sparidae
Gene: tnk2b
Product: tyrosine kinase, non-receptor, 2b
Exons: 19
Coding region: 777-4484 (1235 amino acids)
Biological process (GO): protein phosphorylation; regulation of keratinocyte differentiation; negative regulation of epidermal growth factor receptor signaling pathway
Cellular component (GO): extrinsic component of cytoplasmic side of plasma membrane
Molecular function (GO): protein tyrosine kinase activity; protein serine/threonine/tyrosine kinase activity; ATP binding
Source: RefSeq, a predicted model, not a curated record